Messenger RNA from Loxodonta africana (African savanna elephant), 1023 nucleotides. RefSeq names its product acylphosphatase 1 (gene ACYP1). The record is from RefSeq and is a predicted model, not a curated record. The transcript is spliced from 3 exons. Gene Ontology annotation, molecular function: acylphosphatase activity. Bases 52 to 522 code for a protein of 156 amino acids. Lineage: Eukaryota; Metazoa; Chordata; Mammalia; Proboscidea; Elephantidae.
AAGCUUUUCCGGGGCUCUGUCAAAAAAGAACUUGCAGUUUUUCUGAGAACGAUGUUCCCAGACCCUGGGGUGUGCCCUUCUCUGGCAAAGGAUGUAGCCCCUAGAUGUGCCCUGGAGUCAUUCUGCUGCCAGAUUCCGGUGUCCACCCACUUGGCUGGAGCAGGCCUUCUAAUAGUCUUUCUCAGCACUCUCGGCUGUUGUGCACAGGCCCCAGGUUUUAACAUGGCAGAAGGCGACACCCUGAUAUCAGUGGAUUAUGAAAUUUUUGGGAAGGUGCAAGGGGUGUUUUUCCGCAAGUACACACAGGCUGAGGGUAAAAAGCUCGGAUUGGUAGGCUGGGUCCAGAACACUGACCGGGGCACAGUGCAAGGACAGUUGCAAGGUCCAACCUCCAAAGUUCGUCAUAUGCAGGAAUGGCUUGAGAUGAGAGGAAGUCCCAAAUCGCACAUCGACAGAGCAAACUUCAGCAAUGAGAAAGUCAUCUUGAAGUUGGAUUACUCAGACUUCCAAAUUGUGAAAUAAUGGCCUUAAUUUAAAUUCUCCAAGAUAAACUCAGUGGUUUUGUUUUUUAUUGUUAAUAGAACUAUUCUGUGUUCAAUAUUAGAAUUUGUCAGUAAGUUAUUUUAGUAUCAGAUAUUUGAAUGCUACUGGAUAUUACAUGUAUGAUGGAUUACAACCAUAUGCAUAAUUCUAACCAAUAAAAACACAUUAGAGCCUUCUGUUUAGGGCACUUUAUUUUUCUUCAGUGAACUCUUUUCUUUUGAAAUAAGAGGUGUUUAUUCAGUAAACAUCUAUGGGAAGAAUAUUUGGAGGUAACUGAAAGUGUCCGAAGGAAAGAGAAAGCAGUUACCCUGAAUCAUGUCCAUAAAUGAUCACCAUGUAGUUUUCUUCAGGCAAUUUCAUUUCUAGUAAGAACAGAUGCCACAAGUUCAAUUUGUUAGCUACUCAAAUUAUGUUUUGGGCUCAUUUCUUUUAGCUUUCUGAAGGUUCUGCUGUCAUUCUUUUCCUCCAGGUAAGGAAUUU